Pungitius pungitius (ninespine stickleback) is the source of this 3563-nucleotide messenger RNA. RefSeq names its product chromosome 19 C11orf65 homolog (gene c19h11orf65). The record is from RefSeq and is a predicted model, not a curated record. Bases 2180 to 3052 code for a protein of 290 amino acids. Lineage: Eukaryota; Metazoa; Chordata; Actinopteri; Perciformes; Gasterosteidae. The transcript has 7 exons. Gene Ontology annotation, molecular function: protein binding.
UGAUUGUGGUUUAAAAUAAUAUUUUUCAUCCAGUCUCUGGCGUGUGGCUUGUUUUCUCAUUAUCACAAAGGACAUGAAUGUCAACUCCAUCAUCAGCAAGCCUAAUAAUAAGCAAACCCAGUUUCAUUUCACACUCAUUUCACUUUUACCAAACACAGUUGUCUCUCACACUCAGACACGUGCUGCCCUGUCUGAUGAAGAUCACUUCGCCCUCUUCGGCCUUUAGAACACAAAUUCUAAAGUACACAGGCAGUCAAGCCCAAACAUCUCAAAAUAAUUCUGAAGUGCACAUUUACCACAGUAAACAGUGCUACGGAAGUUAUGUUUCAGCAGUGUUAACAAAUAACGUAUUUUGUACCAGACUGAUAGAGAAGUGUGUCUGUGUUAUGAGGUGAAUGAGCGUUCCCCCUGGAGAAAAUAAACCCACUGAAAGAAAAGACUGACUUCUGCUUUAAUGAGACCCAGAUUGAAUUUUGUGAAGAAAAAACGUGUUGCCACCUAAAAAGAUCCACCAGCUCAUAAAUAAGAGAAGGUGUUUGGUCUGGAACCGUCACAGCUGAUUUAUUUCUGUAUGGGUAACUGGAUUCAGCUCAAACCGAUCCCGUUUGGUGCACAUGCUUGGUUGGAGACAAGAUAGUGACUAGCCUUAAUAGCAUUUAAUCCAUUACACAACAUGAAGCACCCGACUUAACAGAUAGCAGAAGAAACACUGCAAAUGGAUUAGCCUGUUUUUGACUCUGUUUCACUCUCUUUUUUUUGAGUAUUUUGUUUGACUACAUACGCACAGUCGUAGUAAAGUCAGUGUAACCACAUUGACGGCUCGGGGGGAGGGGGGUUGUGCACAAGUGGAUCGGGGGAAGAGAGCCUGGAUACACCGGACGGAUUUUCAAAGACUCAAAGACUUCGUGGAUGCAUGAACUAAAAAGCUCAACAGUCAUGUGUAACGCGAGAGUGAUGGAAGGCCACAGAAAAGCUACACAAAGAGCUCCAUCUAGAGGCCAGCAGGUAAAAAUGACAUUUUAUUUCAAUUAGGUCUGUUUUCCUUUCAGAGGCUGAGAAAUCAAUUGUUCUGUAUUAAAUAGUCACUCACUCUCUAUGUGGAAAUGCACCUAUUGUAAGUCGCUUUGGAUAAAAGCGUCAGCUAAAUGACGUGAUGUAAUGUAAUGUAAUAGACAGUGAGGUUGCCUUGAACCACACGAUGCUCUAACUCGUGUCACAUACUAUUUGCACCAGGGGGGUGAAAGGUCAAUGGGGGGGCACUCAGGGUUCGGUAGCCAAGAAACAGACGCAUCUGACCAGCUCGCAUUGGGUACUGUUCACUGUGUAAAUGAAGCCACAUGUCGGCUUCUUGUUUUCUUGCUAAACCGAAUCAAAAAGUGUGUUUAAGUGUGACGGUAGAAACAUUAAAAAUGAUGUCAUUUCUCUGUUUCCACUCGGACAGACAAAGGGAGCCCACUGAGUUGCACUCACACAGCAACACAACUUUCUCCCCACACGUCCUUAGAAGCUCUUUCUAACACUUCUCCAUCUAGCCGACAGACCCUCGGUUGCUAGGUAACCCCGUGAAACCCGUUCAGCGAGUUGAAGAUAAAAGGUUUCCUUCAAUUACCGAGAGAGCAUGAGGUAAUAUCUGUCAUUGAUUUCUUUUGUAUGUGAGAGCGAGUGUGACAUUAAAGGUACGCUGUGUAAUCGGGUUGUUAAAUGCAGCGGGUAACUUGUGUGUUUAGCGUUAGCUUAAACGUUAGCUUAAGUUAACCCGCCAAAUCACUUUAUAACUAUUACUCAAGUUAUUCCCCAGAAAACAAUAUAUUUCCGACCACGAGCUCUUUCACAUAUGAACUCUUUAACACUAACGCAUUAUUGAAUUGUAAGAUAUAAAGCAAUUUGCAAUAAUAAUAAUGGUUAGCAUGAUGUUGUGGUGAUACUGUUGUGUAGAUUCGUCUGUAGAAAAAGAUAUCACUUAAUCGAAAUGAUCUCCUUCUGGGAUUUAAAUCCGUGGGAUAACUACCAACAAUAAUUUGCAAUAAAUACAGUGAUAUCUGGAAUGGAUUUGAGUUGUAUGAAGUAGCAGAAGAUAAUAAAACUUAUAACUAAAGUCAGAUCUAUAAAGCUCCAGCUUGAGGAAAUUUUCACCAACAGCCAUCGGGAAAGAGAGACUCCUCACAGGAAAUGUAACUCAAUGCUGCACCGCCUUCUCAUCUUUUCUUCCCUUCACAUUUCUCAAUAUGGCUCCAGCAUGCGGGAAGAGGGCCCCCGGGAGCCCCGACGCUCCUCCCUGCAGCAUGAAGCAGCCCGGGUGAUCCAGAGGACCUGGAGGAGCCAUGUGCUGCAGAACAGAGAGGUCUUCAAAUAUUUCAAAGAGCUCAUCAGCCACUGCAACCAGCGGGAUCCCCGAGAGAUCCUAAAAACGGUCAACCCACGAGAGGCACAGCUGCUGGACGCUGCUGCAGGCGUGUUCAUACGCAUCCGACUCGGAGGGAUUGCCUUUCCUCCCAACAUCUACUACAAGAUCUUCACCCAUGCUCCCAUCGUGGACGUGUGUGCCAGCAGCCCAAAGGACUACACCAAGCCAGGCCUCCAGGAGCACGCCGACCAUGGCCGGCCUCCGAUGCAGGACCGUUCCGGAUGGUACCAGCGCACGGAGAACAACAACUGGAGGCUGUUCUGUAGGAAGGUGGUUCCCACAAAUGAGCCCAAAGAGACUGGCGCUAAUAAGAAAAUGGAUUUUCACUAUUCCAGGUUGCAGCGGCAGAAAGAUGUGGGCAAGUGGAGGAAGAAGAGGAAAAUUGAAUGGCUGACGCAGAUGUAUAACCAGGGCCGUCUGCAGACUCAGCCGGUACAACAACACGUAGUGGCGCUGUUGGUUGAUUAUGUCCAGCAGGCGAUGGAGGCCAUUGAAGAGAGGCGACACGAGGAGAUUCUGGACAGGGAGCUGGAUGAGCUGAUGGCCUGGACCAACACUCUCAACUUCGAGGAGUACAUGCAGGAUUGGCGAUGUCUGGCCUGCACUCACUCAUCUGAGCGGACGGCAGUGAGGGCAGCACCCCUUUGACACAACAGAAAUCACUCACCCCUAUCUACCAGAGCACACUUGGCUUUGCUUAUUAGUUCGCCGCUCUGGCAGAUGACGGGUGGGUCUUAAGUAGAAACCAAAUAAAAUAACCUGUCGGAAAACACUUUUUGUGCUAAUGUGCUAAUUGUGCAGUUAUACACAAUAAGGCUUUUCAGGUGGAGCUGAAUACACUAGUUUAUUUAUAACAUAAGUGAUUGUUAAUAAAGUAAUAUAGUUUUUGGUAAUGUGUCUCAUUGUAUUGGUCAAAUGGACUUCAUUAAGAUAAUGAUUUUGUUAUUUGUUUUUAAAGAGAUUAUGAAUGUUGAAGGAACCACUCUGAUCCACAAUCUGCAAAUCGUUGAGUCUCUGACAUCUAACUGGAACAAACUGAUUGCAACUGGACACAUCUGGCCCCCACAGAAUACUUGUGUGUAAAAUGAAUCCUCAAAAGGGUUUGUGUUCAGUGACUGUGGAGAACAAAAAAAAGACAUGAAAUCCACAUGUGCGCAAA